Paramisgurnus dabryanus is the source of this 5347-nucleotide messenger RNA. RefSeq names its product adhesion G protein-coupled receptor A3 (gene adgra3). The record is from RefSeq and is a predicted model, not a curated record. Gene Ontology annotation, biological process: cell surface receptor signaling pathway; G protein-coupled receptor signaling pathway. Gene Ontology annotation, cellular component: plasma membrane; external side of plasma membrane. Lineage: Eukaryota; Metazoa; Chordata; Actinopteri; Cypriniformes; Cobitidae. Gene Ontology annotation, molecular function: G protein-coupled receptor activity; protein binding.
GAACCUGAAGCCUCGGGCUCACAGUCACAGAACAUGCUACACUUCUCUAUGGACUGAACAUAUUCACGGUUUUACGCUCUCACAGACUUCCAGGAUCCACUUUUCCAUUUGGAGUACACUUUCAGCCUGUAUCUCUGGAAGAACGUCCUUUCUGUCCCGAUUGGUGACUGCAUUGAAGCGCAUAUGGAACAAUCUCAAAGUAGAGCGCAACUUUUCGCCUUCAGUUUCCAAAUUGCUUUUAUUGUUUGGCUUGUGGAUAUAUAACACAGAUUUGUUUUAGAGACGUGUAAAAUAACUACCGCAUUUAACCGUGUCGCGAGUCACGUUUUCUUGCGGAGCCUGUCGUACCGAGUGCAAUAAGAAAAGUUUACAACCGAAUUUGCUUAAGUUUGUGAGACUGUUAUCUCUCGGGAUGGCUGCAGCUUAUUCAAAUGGAGAGGCGAGAUUUCCACACUAACUGGCAACAAAGAAAAUGUAACGACUUUGAGAGGCAUUAUAUAUAUCAGUUGUUCUUUCGCGCGAAACGCUGAAAACUUGCCUUGAAAAGCUGGAGACGGAAUGGAGCGCGAGCUUUUGGAAAACAAAGACCGCGACCGUGGGACUGUUUAAUGUGGAUUUGACGAUAAAUCGCUUUGGUAACAUUUUGUCGACGCCUUGUCGAGGUCAGUAUUUUGACUAUGACUUAAAACUGUCGUCUCGCGUCUCUGACUGUUUAUGGCCAAUAAUAACUGGCACGCAUAUCGAAAGGUUGUGUUUUGAUAAGGACGCCGAACGGAAUUCUGGGAUAUUUAUAUGCAAAUCGAAUUCACAAUCGCUUGUAAAUUUUAAGAGAAAGGAGUAAUGUCGGUUGGCGCUCUUUGCGUCCUGCUCUUGGCUUUCGUGCUGUUUGGAGGCGUGAACGCUUUGGGAUCAUCUGAAUGUAAAUCAUAUGAUGAGCGCUCCAGAAGCGCUGGGAAAAGCCCUCCGUCCGGGGCCACGCUGGACAGGAAGGUGGUCUGCAGUAAUUUGGAGCUCCAUCAGGUGCCACCCACUGAAUCAUUCCCUAACAGGACAGUCUCACUGAUUUUGAGCAACAACAAAAUAAGGGAACUUCUGAAUGGCUCUUUCAUCGGUUUGUCAUCACUGGAAAGAUUGGACAUCAAGAACAACAUAAUCACACAUAUCGAACCAGGAGCCUUCUAUGGACUGUUUGCCCUCAAACGAUUAGACCUGUCUAAAAACCUGAUUGGCUGCCUGCAUCUGGAUGUAUUUAAAGGUCUUUCAAACCUUGUUAAACUAAAUCUUUCAGAGAACAAGUUUUCUUCGCUCUCACAAGGGAUUUUUGAUAGCCUUACGUCUUUGAAAAUACUGGAGUUUGAUAGCCCUUAUCUCCUGUGUGACUGUAACUUGCAAUGGUUGGUGGUCUGGAUCAAAGAAAAGGGGGUGGGAGUGAAGGAAACCCGCUGCUCAUUCCCUCGUUCCCUGCAGGGGCAACUUAUAACCACCAUCAAACCUCUAACACUCACCUGUGAUGCUCCCCUUGAGCUUCCCUCCUUCCAAAUGACGCCGUCCCAACACCAGAUCGUCUUCCAGGGCGACAGCCUGCCGUUUCAAUGCAUGGCCUCUUAUGUGGACGAGGACAUGCAGGUUCUGUGGUAUCAGGAUGGGAAGAUGGUGGAACCCGAUGCCACUCAGGGAAUCUACAUAGAGAAACGCAUGGUGCAGAACUGCUCGCUGAUCGCCAGCGCUCUGACCAUCUCCAACAUCCAGCUGGGAUUCACAGGCAACUGGGAGUGUUGCGUGCGUACCAGUCGUGGAAACAACACUAGGAGGGUUCGCAUUGUGGUUUUGGAGAGUUCUGCCAAGUACUGCCUGCCGGACCGGGUGUCAAACAACAAGGGGGAGUAUAGAUGGCCCCGUACACUGGCUGGGAUUACGGCAUACCUGCCCUGUAAACGUCAAGUGACCGGUGCAAGCAUCUAUUCUGGCAGCUUGGUGGAGGAGCGGCGGGCGUGGAGACGCUGUGACCGGAGCGGUCAGUGGGGAGAGGAGGAUUACUCUCGCUGUGAAUAUACCAAAGAUGUCACACGUGUGCUUUACAUCAUCAAUCAGAUGCCGCUGAAUCUUACCAAUGCGGUUCAGACAGCACAGCAGCUGUUGGCUUACACGGCAGAGGCGCCCAACUUCACAGACAAGGUGGAUGUGAUCUUUGUAGCAGAGAUGAUUGAGAAAAUUGGCAAGUUUGCUGAGAAAUACAAAGAACUGGGAGAUGUGAUGGUGGAUAUCUCCAGUAAUUUGAUGCUGGCUGAUGAGCGAGUGUUAUGGAUGGCUCAGAGAGAGGCCAGGGCUUGUUCUCGUAUCGUCGAGUGUCUACAGAGAAUUCCUGUUCUCAGGCUGAGCAAUGGAGCGCUGGCUUAUUCAACUAACUCUCAUAACAUUGCUUUGGAGUCUCAUGCCAUCAAAGCCAGCAGUUUCAAUGGAAUGACCUGCACGCUGUUCCAGAAAUUUUCGCCGGACCGCGCGGUCAUGGCCCACUUUAACCCAAGAGACCCUGACGUCAACCCAGAGCGUCAACUUAGCUUCAAAUGCAACGUCACCAGCAACCUAUCAGCUCUCGCUCUCAAAAACACCAUAGUGGAGGCGUCACUCCAGCUUCCUCCGUCUCUCUUCUCAUCGCUCGGAAACUUGGGUCAGGCGGAAGAGACCGUUUAUAAGCUCCACCUACUGGCUUUUCGCAACGGCAAACUGUUCCCGCCCACUGGUAACUCCACACUUCUGAGCGACAGCAGCAAGAGGAGAAGUGUCGUCACCCCGGUCAUCCUCACGAAGAUUGAGGGCAUCCCACUGAGGAACCUGCAGAGUCCAGUGAACGUGACAGUGAGACGGUUCCUGCAGGGAUCCGAUGCUGUUCCCGCCUGCUGGAAUUUUAGUCUUCUGGGAGGACAGGGAGGCUGGCAGAGCGACAGCUGUCGGAUCACCCAUCACGAUGACAACUUCACCACAAUGUCCUGCGAUUCACUUAAUAACUAUGCUUUACUGAUGGAUCUUAACAGGACCGGGUACGACGCGUACAGCUUUAAACCUCUUCACCCGGUUAUCUACGCCGCGGCUGUCGUACUGGUGGUCUGUCUGCUGUCUGUCAUUGUCAGUUACAUCUACCACCACAAGUCGGUGCGGAUCAGUGAGAAGUGUUGGCACAUGCUGGUUAACCUCUGCUUGCAUGUUCUCCUCACAUGUGUUGUGUUUGUGGGCGGCAUCAACCAAACGUACAACGCAAGUGUUUGCCAAGCGGUGGGGAUACUGCUGCAUUACUCCACACUGGCGACGGCUUUGUGGUCUGGAGUAACCGCACGCAACAUCUAUAAGCAGGUGACCCGGAAAGCCAAAGACUACGAAGAGCUGGACGAACCCCCACCUCCACCAAGGCCGAUGCUGAGAUUUUACUUAAUCGGUGGCGGGAUACCAAUUAUUGUCUGUGGAAUAACAGCUGCUGCUAACAUUAAAAACUAUGGCAACCAACCCAGUGCACCUUACUGUUGGAUGGCAUGGGAGCCCAGUCUUGCUUUUUACGGAACGGCAGCUUUUAUCAUUUUUGUGGACUGCAUGUACUUCCUCAGCAUCCUCAUUCAGCUCCGUCGACACCCCGAGCGGCGCUUCGAACUCAAGGAGCUGUCUGAAGAACAGCAGCGUCUUUCUGUCGCCGAAGUGACUGAAGUUACCCCCGGCCAACUGGAGUCCUCAUCUCUGGGUGCCACGCAGCAGAUACCGAUGUCUGCGCUGGAGAACGAACAUACGUUUGCGGCCCAGCUCCUCGGCGUCGCGGGAUCACUGGCGCUUUAUGCGUCGCUGUGGGUGUUUGGAGCCUUUGCCGUGUCCCAGGAGCAUCCAGCUGAUCUGGUGUUUACCUGCUUGUUUGGAGCUGCAGCUCUGGCCCUUGGGGCAUUUCUUGUGACUCACCACUGCGUGAAUCGACAAGACAUGCGCCAUCAUUGGUCACGGGCUUGUUGCUUGGGCCAACGUAACUAUGCUGUACAAGUUGACUCUUUACUUGUGCCUCUCCCGGAUGCCAGCGGAUCCACAUUGCCACCCAGAGAAAACGGAGAGGGAGCCAAAUGUCCGGCCAGCAGUGCAGAAUCUUCCUGCACCAAUAAGAGCGCGCCAAGUUUGCCCAACUCCGCCCAGGGCUGUAAACUGACCAAUCUGCAAGUAGAAGCCGCCCAGUGCAGAGCGGCCCCUGUGGCAGCCAAUGGGGCCGCCUUGUUGGACAACAGCCUGACUGAACAUUCAGUGGACAAUGAGAUAAAGAUGCACGUCGCACCUGUUGAAGUCCAAUAUCGGCCCAGUUCGGUCAACAACAACAACAACCUCCCAGCAACAGGCAGCCUUAAUGGACACUCUGGGCGACAUCACAAAAACAGGUCGAGGGCGCAUCGUGCAAGCAGGUUAACUGUUUUGCGCGAGUACUCUUACGACGUCCCCACCAGCGUUGAGGGUAGCGUGCAAAGCGUCCCACACAAGCGCCACCACCAUCACGACAGCAUACAUGCGCGCAACAGUCGACGCGCAGCAUACCUGGCUUACCGUGAGCGCCAGCAAAGCCAGUUACAACAGGACAGCAGUGAUGCCAGCACCAGUUUACCCCGCCGUUCGCGGCACCUCGAUAAGGGGGCCAGAAAAGGUGGAGGCCUCUGUUUGAGCAAUGGCCUAACAAACAGUUUGGGCAACGGCCUGAGUAACGGUUUUGGGCACGGGCUCAGCAGCACCUUAGGUAAUGGAGGCGGAAUGGGAUCGGGGGCGGGAUCAGGGACUGAUGUCACCAGCCAAACUAUUGACUGUCCAAAACAGCCCCUCCCAGUUGAACUCGAGGUCCAGCCAAAGUCUUACGGGUUGAAUUUGGCGUGCCAAAGCGGACCUGCCAAAGACUCGGAGAGGGUGCAGAAUUUGUCACCUUUGAACGUGGAGAGUUCUGCAAAUAUUAAAACCGGCUUGUGGAAACAUGAAACUACUGUGUAGCAAGAUUUCCUCUACUUCAGACUUUUAUCCAUGUAACUGUGAAUUUUAUUAUUUUUAAUCCUAACGGUACAGUUUGUAAAAAUAGUUUUUAUGCCUUUUAAUUGUUUAUAUUCGUAAUUCGCAAAAAAUAUGUUUUCCACAUGGCUGUGAAUCACGGUAGUAGAUGGACAAAUGACCUAUUUUUGUAUCAUUUUAGCCCAUUUUGUAUUUCAUUCUUACAAUUUGUGAUAUGGUGUGAUGUGCUGCCACCCUAUAAAGAUAUACUGAGUUAGUCUUCUAAUGUGUUUUCACAUAAAAAGAAAGAUUGUGUUCAGUUGCAGUUGUCAACUAAUAAAAAAAACCCUUUCACAGCCCA